AUGGAUCCAUUCCGUGCAGUAAAUCUUCUCAAUGUGCAAGAGAAGAUCGAAAGCAUCUCCUCUGGAGGGGACUCAGUUUACCUUGGCACUGCAAUCGGGAACAUUCUGCAGUUUUCGUUCCCGGCAAAGAGCUCUGAGGAUCCACCAGAAGCUGCACUGAGGGGCGCCGCGUCCCUUGGUUCAAAGCGACCUGUCGAGCAGGUUUGUGCCACCUCCCGCUUUGUUUUCGCCAUAUCCGAUGGAGUCCUCUAUGUGCUGCGGGCAGACGUCCUGUCGGCCACGCCUGUGGAGCUGUGCAGAGACGUGAAGAACAUGUGUCUGCACACGGGCUCCGGUGACGAAGCCACAAGCCCUGCAGAGGUAUGUGUGGCAAUGCGGAAGAAGUUGGUCCUGUUCAGUCACAACGGCGGCAGCUUCGAGCAGCGACAGGAAUUUCCGACGAAUGAGGCGGCUUUGGCCCUUGCGUGGCAUCAGUCCUUGAUAUGCGCCGGCUUUCGUAGAGAAUACAAGCUCUACUCCGAAAGGACCGGCCUUGCUUGGGAGGAUGUUUGCCCCCUCGAUGGAAAGCACACUCCGCGAAUAGCUGUUUUGCCUGGAACGGAGCUUCUGCUGCUGAUUCAGGAGAAUGUUGGCCUCUUCUACAACCUGAGCACGAAGCAGCCAUCACCCAAAAAUAUGGUCACAUGGCCAAGGAAAGUCACCCAUUUGGGUGCAUCCGCAAAUUAUGUCUUUGGCAGCUCUGGCCUGGGUCAACUGGACAUUUUUGGCAUCCAAGAUCAGAAGAAUUGUCAGACUCUAACAUUGGAUGGCGUGACGGUGUCUAUUUGUCAAGCAGGUGCGGGUCGGGCCCUAAUUGCCGCUGAGACGUCAGUGACCUGCUUGAGCCCAAUUCCGUUUGAGAAACAGGUAAAGAAGCUGCUCUUGCAAGUCCGCAUCAAUGAUGCUCGAGAACUCAUCACUGCCACAUAUGGUCCAGAGGACCCCGAGAGACAACUGCAGCUGCAGCGAUUUCAAAGACUAGCCGGUUGGGCAUUAUUCAAGGACCUGCAGUUUCUGCAGGCUUUUGAACACUUCAUGUACUGUGUCGAUUUUCGAGUGGACCAGGUGUUGAUGUUUUGGGGUCGCCACCUACCAGCAGGAUGGGAGCCAGCUACCGCGAGGCACGAAGAUGAUGGGUCUCCUGAGCCAGUUGACAUCAUGGACUUUGUCCGCAGCAGACUUGCAGAACGACAGCCGCCAGAGGCCGGUGAUGCUGCAGUGUCAGCAAAUGUUGGCUUGGCCAAUGCAGCCGCGGUGUCCUUUUUGCUGAAGCAGCGCGAAGCCAUCCUGGGCCAGGAACGCCUACCCCAAGAACAAAGGACACAGGGUGCCACAUCCCCGGCUUCCUUGUUGCGUGCGAUGGACACCUUGUUGUUGAAACUACUGCUGGAAGCAGACGAGGACGACGUUCGACUGACUGAAGUUCUGGAGGGUGGUGUUAGAUGCAGGGUCGAGGAUUGCGAAGGUUUUCUGCGAGAACGUGGCAGAGUGGAUGUACUGGCUCGUUUGUGGAAGGCCCAUUCCAUGUACGACCUUGUUUUGCGCGAAACAAGCGCGAUGUUGGCCAGUGGAAGGAGGGAUGCUCGUGCAGACGCCGCUCUUACUCAGAUGGUGGAGGCACUGAGGAGUGCGCGACGAGCUCCCAAUGGAGCAGACUUGCUUCGCGAGUACGUACCACAGCUGCUGUCAAUUGAUGCUGAAGCUGUUCUUCCAGUUUUCGUGACAACAAGCAGAGAGCGAGAGAUGCCGCUAGAAGCAGAUGAAGUCCUUCAGCUCCUUCAAGGACAUGACUCGCUCGUGCUGUCCUUCCUUGAGGAUCUCGUCGUGAACAAACAGGCCGCGCCGCGCCACUGCGCGAAGCUGGGCAUGGCCUACGUCGCCAAGGUGGAGGAGGAGCUCUCCCUGCCUGGAGCACAGCGCAUGACGCAGACGAGAACCAAGCUUUUCAGGUUCUUGGAGGAAGCUGCCGGGGUCAACGCAGAGCUGCUGCCCAAGCUCGCAGCUUUGCAAUUGCACGAGGAGCGAGUAAUCCUUUGUGGACGCGAGGGUCGGCAUCGAGAAGCUCUGCACAUCCUCGUCCUUGACUUGAAUGAUCUCUCUCGCGCCGAAGCUUAUUGCCGACUGGUAAUGGCAAGGGAGCUGCAGCGGCCGGGAGCGACGGAUGUGUCGGUGUUCAGUGCCGAUCUGCCGGGUUGGGCCCGCGGGGUGGUGUUUGGGCCAAAGAAGCCCAACUCCGGUGACAAAGCCCUUGAUGGUUUCCAGGAUGCGACAUCUGCAGCGAGAGACCAUGCCGAAAGAGCGCGUCCGUUGAUGCUCUUUCUGCAAAUCUUGCUGGAGGCCCAUGAGGGAGCAGCCGCAAAGCCAGAAGAACACAAGAAGGUGGCAGCGGAGUACCGUGAUGCCGUGCUUUCCUUGCUGAUGGGAUAUGCUGCCCACCGCGACCUGCCACCCAACGAGGUGUUGGGAUGCUUGCCUGCGAAUUGGUCGCUUGAGGGCAUCUCGGACUACCUCAGCAAAUGCGCUCGACUGUGCUUGCACAGGCAGCGUGCUAGCAUGCUGGAAGAGAACUUGAGUUCCAUGGCCUACCUGAAGACUUUCAGCGCUUGGGCCAAGGAACGCAUGAGAAAGGUAAACAUCACGCUCGACAAAUGCUGUCCGGUUUGCAACAAGCGCUUUGUCGACAAGGACUCUGUCGGGAAAGCCUUCGUUGCCUACCCGAACGAGACCUGCGUGCACUUUACGUGUAAGGAGCAUCCGUCGAUCUGUCCAAAGACAGGGAAGAACUUCUCAGACAACCUGUCAGUGUAUUGUCAUGCUCUCAGCGUAAGACAGGAUGAGCAAAGCUGA
This is a messenger RNA of Symbiodinium sp. CCMP2456, 2886 nucleotides long. Lineage: Eukaryota; Dinophyceae; Suessiales; Symbiodiniaceae. The record is from the annotation of a GenBank genome assembly.